CCCAUUUCUCUUCCCUUAUAUUCCCCUUUCACCCUCUCCCUUUCCCUCUAUCUCUCUGCAUCAUCAUCUUUCUAAACCAUGAUCUCCAUUGCUGAUCACCCCGUUGAACUUGAAACCCCAAAGCCCGACCAACAGUUCUCCCCUGAACCCACCUCCGAUCAUGUUUUCAGAUCUAAGUUGCCCGAUAUACCCAUCUCAAACCACCUUCCUCUCCACACUUACUGCUUCCAAAACCUCUCUUCUUCCUCUGACAAACCAUGUCUGAUCUCCGGAUCAUCUGGCAAAGUCUAUUCCUUCCACGAAACCCACUUGGUUGCACAGAAGACAGCUGCUGGUUUGUCCAGUUUAGGCAUCCAAAAGGGAGAUGUCAUCAUGAUUCUCCUUCAAAACUCUGCUGAAUUCGUGUUUGUGUUCAUGGGAGCUUCCAUGAUCGGAGCUGUUUCGACCACGGCUAACCCUUUUUACACACCCAAAGAGAUCUUCAAGCAGUUCAAAGCUGCUGGAGCUAAACUCGUCGUCACUCAAUCCCAAUAUGUCGACAAGCUUAGAGAUAGCUACAACGUCGUCGAUGACAACGAAAAGUUUCCCAAAAUAAGCGAAGAUUUCAAGGUGAUCACCAUCGAUGACCCUCCGGAAAACUGUUUAGAUUUCAGUGUGUUAUCGGAAGCAAACGAGAACGAGAUCCCUCAAGUUUCCAUUCACCCCGAAGACCCUGUAGCUUUGCCCUUCUCUUCGGGAACAACGGGGCUACCCAAAGGAGUCAUUUUAACUCACAAAAGCUUGAUAACAAGCGUCGCUCAGCAAGUCGAUGGAGAGAAUCCGAACCUUUAUCUGAAACACGACGACGUUGUAUUAUGUGUUUUGCCCCUGUUUCACAUUUACUCCCUCAACAGCGUCCUCUUGUGUUCCCUGAGGGCUGGAGCCGCGGUUCUGUUGAUGCACAAGUUUGAGAUAGGGGCGUUGUUGGAGCUAAUACAGAGGCAUAAAGUGUCGGUGGCCGCGGUGGUGCCGCCGUUGGUGUUGGCAUUAGCUAAGAAUCCAGUGGUGGCGCAGUUUGAUUUGAGCUCAAUAAGGGUGGUGCUUUCAGGCGCUGCUCCGCUCGGGAAAGAGCUGGAAGAGGCUCUCCGGCAAAGACUUCCUCAGGCCGUUUUGGGACAGGGCUAUGGAAUGACAGAGGCUGGACCAGUGCUAUCAAUGUGCCUAGGGUUUGCUAAACAACCCUUUCCAACCAAGUCAGGUUCAUGUGGAACGGUCGUUAGGAAUGCAGAGCUUAAGGUGAUUGACCCGGAAACCGGCUGCUCCCUUGGGUACAAUCAACCGGGCGAGAUUUGCAUUCGUGGAUCCCAAAUCAUGAAAUGUUAUUUGAAUGAUAGUGUGGCCACUGCUGCCACCAUUGAUGUCGAGGGUUGGCUUCAUACGGGUGAUAUAGGCUAUGUGGACGACGAUGAUGAGAUUUUCAUAGUGGAUAGAGUCAAGGAAAUCAUCAAAUUCAAAGGCUUUCAAGUGCCACCGGCUGAGCUUGAGUCCCUCCUUGUAUGCCAUCCUUGUGUUGCAGAUGCAGCUGUCGUUCCGCAAAAAGAUGAAGUUGCUGGUGAAGUUCCUGUUGCAUUUGUGGUUCGGUCCAAUGGUUUUGAGCUCACCGAAGAUGCUGUCAAAGAAUUCAUUGCUAAACAGGUGGUUUUCUACAAGAGGUUGCAUAAGGUGCACUUUGUUCAUGCAAUUCCCAAGUCUCCUUCAGGGAAGAUUUUGAGAAAAGAUCUGAGAGCCAAGUUGGCUACUGCUACCCAAAUUGCAUGAAAAAUUGUGUUGAUUUUGUUUUAACUUAGGCUUAAUGUGUCAAGAUAGUUGUUGAAAAGAAAAAGAUCAGUAUGCAAUUAGUUCUCUGUUAUAUUAAGUUUGUUCUCAAAUGAAGUUGUCAUGCUUGUAAGCAAUUUGUUUCAUGGUGGUGUUGUAGUAAGAGGGGAAUUAAAGCCAUUGAUGUCACUUGAAGUUUGGCUCAACGUGAAUGUCUUGCCUAUUGGUUUAGAUUGGACAUUAAUCUUAUGUUCCAACUUGUAAUGUUUUCUUUUGUAUUGGAAAGAAAA
Hibiscus syriacus is the source of this 2084-nucleotide messenger RNA. RefSeq names its product 4-coumarate--CoA ligase 2-like. The record is from RefSeq and is a predicted model, not a curated record. Gene Ontology annotation, molecular function: 4-coumarate-CoA ligase activity. The transcript is spliced from 5 exons. Bases 79 to 1797 code for a protein of 572 amino acids. NCBI's taxonomy places the organism in Eukaryota, Viridiplantae, Streptophyta, Magnoliopsida, Malvales, Malvaceae.